AUGUAUGCAACGGAGGAUGAUAUUGAGAACACCGAAGCAGCAGAAAAGGAGAGAACAGCAGCAGGUACUGGUCGUUAUGUUGCGCCUGGAAUGCGUGGUGAUGCUCGCCAAGGAGAUCGCAGAUCCGAUGAAAAUACGUGUCGUGUUACCAACCUUCCUCAAGAAAUGGAGGAGGCAGAACUUCGAGAGCUGUUUGCGGCUAUUGGCCGUGUAUCCCGUGUGUUUAUUGCUCGUGAUAAGGUGACUAACCAACCUAAGGGAUUCGCCUUUGUCACAUACGACUUGAGAGAAAAGAGCACACCUUUUUUGCUUCAGGAUGCUGAGAGAGCAAUAGCAAAACUGAACGGUAUACGAAGACAUCACAUGGUGCUUAGGGCCAAGCAACUAAAUUUCUUGCGGGACUUAUUAUCUCCGUCGGUGUAUGCUGCAAUUCGGACGGUGUUCUAUGUUAGCGCUAAUUUCCAAAUUCUUGCUGUUUUUAGCCUGUCGGUUACUUUUCUGUGUGUUGGGAAUAUGUGAUG
This is a messenger RNA of Cylicostephanus goldi, 521 nucleotides long. NCBI's taxonomy places the organism in Eukaryota, Metazoa, Nematoda, Chromadorea, Rhabditida, Strongylidae. The record is from the annotation of a GenBank genome assembly.